Molecule: messenger RNA, 1968 nt
Organism: Tetrahymena thermophila SB210
Lineage: Eukaryota; Ciliophora; Oligohymenophorea; Hymenostomatida; Tetrahymenidae
Exons: 8
Source: RefSeq, a predicted model, not a curated record
AUGAGCGCUUCAAAGCUUUCAAGGAUGGAUCAGCUAUUAAGCAGGAAUGCAUCUAUGUUUAAUGAGAAACCUAAUCAUUAUAGGAGCAACUCUUCAUUUGAAAGCUAGCUAAAUUUUGUCAAAGGACAAUUAGAUAGAAAUUAAUAGAGUACUUAUAUGCAUUCAAAUACUAAAACAGAAUCCUUUAAUAUAUUCAACAAUAAUUUAAAUGUUCCUCUUACAAACAGAUUACCUCCUUCAAAUAAAAAAUAAUCUUACUACACACCUUAGAAAAUUAAUAGAUAAAUUCUUUCUUCCAGUAUAUAUGAGAAAGAAAGCAGCUAACAGCGAAAUGAUAAUAGCUGUAAAAAUUUAAGAAACAAUGAUGCAGCUGAAUUCUUUUAAAAAAGUGAAUUCAAAGAUAUAAGUUCUAUCAAAAAAAAGACUCCUACAAUAGAAAAACACAUAGAUUAUGAUUAUUAUGAAUCAGAAUAAUAGAAAAUAAAUGAAACUCCAUGUUAAAAAAUAUUGAAAUCAUAUGAAAAAGAAAAUUGUUUACUCAAAUCAGAGCUAUAAGAUCACAAUUAAGAAAUGAAGGAAAUUAACAGAAAGAUAAGAGAAAUGGAAAAAGAAAAUAAGAAAUUAAGGAAUGCAUUAUAAUAAUAUAUUGAUUAAGAUGAAAAAGAAGAGAAGGUGAGAAUUUAAAAGGAAUCAGAAAUCAUUUAUGUAUUGAAAGAAGAAAUUGCUAAGCAGCAUGUUUUGAAUACGAAAUUAGGAGAAAAAAUUAAUUUUUUAUAGCAGUAAAAUGUAGAAUUAGAUUAAGAAAAAGAAAAAUAUUAUAAAAAAUGUGUCCUUCUAGCUAAAAAGCUAAAAAGUUUUUAGGGCGUUAAACUAGAUUUGUAAGAAAAAAUAUGUAAUAUUGAGCCAGAACUUGACAAAUAAUAAAUAAAAAAUGAGCUACUUGAAUAAGAUGCAAGACAUUUGUAAAUGGAAUUAGAUUUUUGGAGAUAAAAAGCUGAAGAUUAAGAAUAUGAAAUGCUAAAGUUUAAAAGAAAUGAUGAAAAGUUAAGAAUUAGGCUGUAAGAAUACGAAGACAUAGAAGCACAAGAUAAGGAAAAAUAAUUCUCAGAAUUAAAUUAAUUUAAAGCUAAGUUAAAGUAAACAGAAAUCGAAAAUUAAGAUCUAAAAGAAUAAUUAAAGAAAUUGAAGGCUGAAUUAGGAAAUUCAAACUACUCAGAAGAGAGCUCUCAAGACAUAAUAGCAAAUUUAAAAGCCAAACUUCAUGUUGAAACUACAAAACUUGAGAAUAUCACCCAAAAGGAGAAAGAACAAAGAAAGAAGAUUGAGGAGUUAGAGAAAUAAUUAAAAUAAAUAAAGGAGAAAAAUGAUAAUUUGGAAAUAGAAAAAGUUAAACUUGAAGUUUAAUAGUAAAUAGAUGAAGACAUUGAAGGAGCUAAUUAUGAGAAAGUUAUAGAAAGGUCAAAAAAUAAAGCAGAAGACAUUAAUAGAGAUCAAAAUUAUAUAAUAGAAAAGUUAUAGAGAGAUUUAUAAACAAGAGAUAUGGAGAUCAUGCAGUUAAAAGAAAACUUUGAUAGUCUCUAUUUGUAAUUAAUUGAGAAUUAAAAUAUGCUCAAGGAAGAAAUUAAUCUCAAAAAUAAGGUCGAACAAGAAAAGCAAGCUUAAAUUAUUGAGCUAAACUAAAUAAAAAAAGAAAUUUCAAAAUACAAAGAAAAUCUAGAAAACUUUAAACAAAAUCUUACUGAAUCUUAAAUAAAAUAACCUCGCAGUAGCAGGAUAUUUGAUAAUACUGAUCAAAGCAAUAACUUUAAUGAGAAGAUAAAACUUUUAGAAAGCACGAUUGCAGAUGUUUAAAAUAAAAAGAAAUAAGUAAAUUAAGAUAAUUAAAUGCUGAAAUAAAGACUUUAAAGCUUAGAUUGUUAGCUAAGUCAUAGAUCAUAAGCCAGUUCAUCUAAUUUGUCUUAAUAAUGA